CCCGUCUCCCCCUUCUUCAUUCACUUUUUCUUUUUCUUUUUAGAAAUUGCUCUGAGUAGGAGUAAAAACACUCUGAAAUUCUAAAAUAUGAGUAUUAUGUUUUUUAUUCCUUGAAUGGGAGUAAUCUAACAAGUUUGGAAAAAAUGUCAUGUUUAAUAGCCUAGUAAUGCCAAACUUGAUAAAAAUUUACUCCUAUUUAAGCAAUAAAAACAUGAUACUUCUAUUUUUGAAAUUCAAGACUUUUGUACUACUGUUUAAGGAAUUUAGUCUUUUCUUUUUCCACUUCUUCCCUCUGCAACUCCCUCUCCCCUCUUCUUCAAUCUCUUCUUCUUCCCCAUUCUUGUUCCCCAUUGCUUUUACCCCACGGCCCCACUCUAUUCAACCUCUCCCUCCCUUCAUUCUUCAAUCUUGCCCACCCCCUCCUUAUUUCCUCUUUCUUUCUUUUUCUUCUUUUUUUUCUCUUCUUCUUCACUCUACUUCUUCUACUCCACCCAACUUUCUAUCCCCCUUCUUUUAUGUCCAGAAAGGCGACGAUGGAAACCCUUGGUCUUCUUCAAUUGAAACCAAACGGCGAUGGAGAAGGCGCCGGCAGAGCUUGACGGCGGCGGUAGAGCUUGACGGAGUUGGAAGCGGCAGAGGUCGACGGCGGUUGAAAGAUGGAAAGGUAGAGGGGGGAAGAAGGAAGACAAAAGGGAAUAAAGAAAGAAAAGGAAAGAUGAAUAAGAAUAAGGAAAGAGGGAAUAAAGAAAGAGGGACACUGGGCGUAGCUAAACUGGUAGCGAGGGAGUGCCACAGGGGUUAAUUCUCGGGUUUGAAUCCCGUUAACUGCGAUGAGAGGUUACUAUGUUAAAAAAUGCAUAGUGCAUUUGCAAGUACCGGGGACAGAGUUUCACUCUCUAUCUGUCAGAUUGUGAUUGUAGUUCAAUUUAUAACCUCCCAACGUACCAUUCGGUCGGUGUUGGGGGGCCUCAGGGAUGGGGUGUCGUCCUUUUUUCGAAAAGAGGGGUCGUUAGUUGGGAACAAAGAGGAAGAAGAAACAAAGAAUUUAAAAAGAAAAAAGAAAAAGAGAUUCUAAUGCCACGUGACAGCCAACUCAGCGCUUACAAGGAAAAAAGUCACAUGGAUGAUCCACGUAGGCUGAUUAACGGGAAACCGGUCAAUUACCGGAAAAAAGACAAAUUUGGUCAUUUUUUGACACUUGGUAGACUUAAUUGAUUAAAAAAAUAAUAUGUGAA
Molecule: messenger RNA, 1235 nt
Organism: Cuscuta europaea
Lineage: Eukaryota; Viridiplantae; Streptophyta; Magnoliopsida; Solanales; Convolvulaceae
Source: the annotation of a GenBank genome assembly